AAACGCUCUCCCUCGUUGCUCUCGAUUCGGUUUCCGUUUGCUCCCGAAAUUGCCCUCCGCAAUCCCCCGAAAUCCCCAAAAUGUCCCACGCCGACCCCGACGCGUCGUCGUCGUCGUCCGCUUCCUUCGGCCGGGACUGGUUCUUCCCUUCCCCUUCCCCGUACUGCGUCCACCCCUCCUCCUCCGCCGCCUCCGCGGCGAAAACCCCGAAAUACCCCCGCCGGUUCUCCACCAACCCACGGUCCUACUCCUCCUCCUUUUCCCUCGACUCGAAGCCUCCUCCCAAACCGCCGCCGCACUCCUUCCGCUCCGCUCCUCCGGUCAGCUCCGCUCCGUACCGCGAGGCCAGGUAUGCCGGAGCCCGCCGGAGGCUCGGCGGCCCCGCUCUCCGACCGGAGACGUCGCCGGCGGGCGGCGAGAGGAAGGCGGCCUCAAGCAGGGACGGCGGCGCCGGUUGGGGCGCCGGUUCUGAUCGGAAGCCGGAGGCCCCCGCGGAGAGAGUUCCGUCGCGUGGCAAAGGGAUCGGGGACUUGCGGGGGAGGCUCAGGCUCAGGCUUCGGUGGCGGAUGGCUUUUCUAGUGGCGAUUGCGUUGACGGCUUUCAGUUCGGUGGUGCACAAGAAUUUCAGUCUACGUAGCCAGGUCGAGGAUUUGCAGGGGCAAAUUUCUCAACUUAGGAUUACACUGCAAGCCUGCAGUUUAUUGGAUUUAGCAGAUGUUGAAGGUUCUAUAGAUGAUCAGAAUCAAGAUGGACCUAAUAAACGAUUAAAAAACAUUGCUCUGAUAAGCUCGCUCUCCGUAUUAUGUCUUCCUAUUCUGUUGCUCAAGUGCAUUGACAAAGUCCCAAGGUCAAGAUCAUCAGAUGGUAUUUUGGAAGAAGUAUCUUUGAGCAAGCAGCUAGCAUAUCGACUGGAUGUAUCUUUCUCGGUUCAUCCAUAUGCUAAGCCAUUGGCAUUGUUGGUUGCAACAUUACUUCUCAUCUGUCUGGGAGGACUUGCACUUUUUGGUGUCACAGAUGAUGGCAUAGCAGAUUGUCUUUGGUUAUCAUGGACAUAUGUCGCUAGUGCAGGCAAUCAUGCUGAUUCAGAAGGUAUUGGUCCAAGGUUCGUAUCAGUUUCCAUUAGUUUUGGAGGAAUGCUUAUAUUCGCGAUGAUGCUUGGACUUGUUUCUGAUGCAAUCUCCGAGAAGUUUGACUCCUUGAGGAAAGGCAGAAGUGAAGUAGUUGAGCAGAAUCACACCUUAGUUCUUGGGUGGAGUGAUAAAUUGGGAUCGUUGUUGAAUCAGCUGGCGCUAGCAAAUGAGAGUUUGGGUGGAGGCACCAUUGUGGUGAUGGCUGAAAGAGAUAAAGAGGAGAUGGAACUUGACAUUGCUAAGAUGGAGUUUGAUUUCAAAGGAACAUCUGUUAUAUGCAGAAGUGGCAGCCCUCUAAUUUUGGCUGACUUGAAAAAGGUCUCUGUCUCCAAAGCCAGAGCAAUAGUUGUCCUUGCUGUAGAUGGUAAUGCUGACCAGAGUGACGCUCGUGCAUUAAGGACGGUCCUAAGUUUAACUGGAGUUAAAGAAGGGUUAAGAGGGCACAUUGUGGUUGAAUUAAGCGAUCUUGACAAUGAAAUUCUCGUUAAACUUGUUGGCGGAGACCUUGUUGAAACUGUUGUGGCACAUGAUGUGAUUGGUCGCUUGAUGAUUCAAUGUGCCCGGCAGCCUGGAUUGGCACAGAUUUGGGAAGAUAUCCUUGGGUUUGAAAACUGUGAGUUUUACAUCAAAAGAUGGCCCCAGUUGGAUGGCGUUCAAUUCGAGGAUGUGCUUAUAAGUUUUCCUGAUGCAAUACCUUGUGGAAUCAAGGUUGCAUCUUGUGGUGGUAAGAUUAUCCUGAAUCCUGACGACUCCUAUGUUCUACAAGAGGGCGAUGAAGUUCUUGUCAUAGCAGAAGAUGAUGAUACAUAUGCUCCAGCAGCAUUACCCAUGGUAUGGAGGGGACAUGUACCCAAAGAUUUUGGUAUUGACCAGUCUUCAGAAAAGAUACUUUUUUGUGGUUGGCGGCGAGAUAUGGAAGAUAUGAUUAUGGAGAAAAUCCACAUCAUCCCCCUGCCAGAGAGUUGGCUCUGCCACUUCGUCAUCUUUGCAUCUCGAGUGCCCAACCUUGUAUUGGAUGCGUCUCUAGCACCUGAAUCAGAGCUCUGGAUGUUCAAUGAGGUUCCAGAAAAGGAGAGGGAAAAGAAGCUUAUUGAUGGUGGUCUUGACAUUAACAGGCUUGCAAACAUAAAACUAGAAAAUCGGGAAGGAAACGCAGUUAUACGGCGUCACCUGGAGAGUCUCCCUCUGGAAACUUUCGAUUCAAUUCUAAUUCUUGCUGAUGAAUCAGUGGAAGAUUCAGCCAUUCAAGCUGAUUCAAGAUCUCUUGCCACGUUGUUGUUAAUUCGUGAUAUACAGGCAAAGCGCCUCCCUUACAGUGUGGCCCCAUCUCGCAGAGGAAAUUUCUCACAAGGCUCUUGGAUGGGGGAAAUGCAGCAGGCUUCUGAUAAAUCAGUAAUCAUAUCUGAAAUACUGGAUCCAAGGACUAAAAAUCUAUUAUCUAUGUCCAAAAUCAGUGAUUAUGUUUUGUCAAACGAGCUUGUCAGCAUGGCUUUGGCAAUGGUUGCUGAGGAUCGCCAGAUAAAUGAUGUUUUGGAAGAGCUCUUCGCGGAGGAGGGAAAUGAGAUGCACAUUAGACCGGCAGAUCUCUACCUUCGUGAAGGUGAAGAGUUGAGUUUCUAUGAACUACUCUUACGCGCCCGACUGAGGAGGGAAAUCAUAAUAGGCUAUCGUUUAGCCAACGCAGAGAAAGCUGUCAUAAAUCCCCCUGCAAAAGAUGAGCGCCAAACGUGGUCGGUGAAAGAUGUUUUUGUUGUUAUUGCUGAAAAAGAAUGAUAGGUUCAUGUUGCAAGGCCAGGAGAUAUAUUCAUCAGAAGUGAAACUCUCAACUAGGUGUCAGCAUGGGAUACUCGAAGGUAGAGUCUAUACUGUGUUGUCUUGAAUGACUCCGCCUGAAUCUCCCAAAACAGCAUGUCAGCACCCACAGAAUGAUCACUAAUGGCAGAGAGACGCUUGGUAAAAAGAAUGUUAUGAGUUAUGUUAUAGUCGGUUGAUAGCUAUCAUUGCAUAGCUGAUGAAUACGGCCUCAGAGAUGGACGACAGGAAAUGAAUGUUUACUGUUCUGUUGAGCAGUUGGUUGGUAUGAGAGAGAUUGUGUAGAUGUCCAGAAUAACUGAUGGGUGUCCGAUUGUUGUGAUUGAAUAAUGGUGGAUAGAAUCAGAACAUGGAUGGUACACGAGGUAGGAUUCUGUGAUAGAUUGUGCUGUUAUAGAGGUUCCAGGAACUGGUGAACUUGCUGGAUGAGUUGUAAUUAGAAGUUUUAGCCUUCUUUGGAGUGACUUAUUCGUUGACGGGAUAUUCAAAUACUUGAGCAAAUGCGAGAAUAAUUUCCUCA
Molecule: messenger RNA, 3462 nt
Organism: Syzygium oleosum
Lineage: Eukaryota; Viridiplantae; Streptophyta; Magnoliopsida; Myrtales; Myrtaceae
Product: ion channel CASTOR-like
Exons: 14
Coding region: 81-2903 (940 amino acids)
Biological process (GO): monoatomic ion transport
Source: RefSeq, a predicted model, not a curated record